GAGCCGCUGCCGGGAAGAGGGUGUUAUGGUGUCAUGUUGCCUAGCAACCAGCAUCCUCAGCACCCUCAGCAUCCGCUCGAAUGGAGGAGGCCGCGGCCGGGGGAGAGAGCAGGCUGCCGGAGCAGAACGAGGAGCAGCAGCCCGCUGUUACAGAGGCUGGGAAUGAGUAUGAUCCGGACGAUACAAGCAAGCUCUCAUCUGAGGAGUCUCUCAGCUCCGGGACGGAGAAGUCUCCAAGUGGAUGGGGGUCCGACUGGAACUUCUGGGUCUCCAGCUCUACCUACAAGCAGAGGAGUGAGGAGUUCCGCAAACUAUUCAAAAACUUGCCAGAGUGUGAGAAGCUGAUAGUAGACUACGCCUGCGCCUUACAGAAGGACAUCCUACUUCAGGGGCGGCUGUACCUCUCCGAGAACUGGAUCUGCUUCCACAGCAACAUCUUCCGAUGGGAGACCUUGAUAUGUCUUCCUCUCCGAGAUGUCACCUCUAUGACCAAAGAGAAGACUGCCCGCCUUAUACCCAAUGCCAUCCAGAUCAGCACAGAGAGCGAGAAGCAUUUUUUCACAUCAUUCGCUGCAAGAGAUCGAAGUUUCCUCAAUAUGUUUCGGAUGUGGCAGAAUGUUCUCCUGGACAGGAGUCUGAGCAAGAAGGAGUUCUGGCAGCUGGUUCAGCAGAGCUAUGGCACCGAGCUGGGCCUGAAUAAUGAGGAAAUGGAAAGCCUAGCCAUGCCACCAGAGGACGUUGUGCCCGCCAGGGCUCCAAGCAAGUCCGGGAGUGAGGAACUGGGGGAGAAGACCCCCAGGGGAAGUUCCAUCACCCGAGAUGUCAUUUCCCAGACUGAGACGGAUUCUUUGAAUCUCCUGCAAAUGAUAUCGGGACAGAUCACGCCAGAGAAGGGGCAGGUUGAAAAGGCGGAUGAGAAAAGCCCUCUCCUCACCUCUUCCAGAAUGAACAGCCUCCGCGGUGACAUCGGGACCCCCGCCCUCAGCCUGGAUCUGAACGGGAACGAGAACCAGCACGCUGACCGAAGUAGCUGCUCGGACACUCCGGAUGAAUAUGAGAGGGUUCAUCAGGAGAAGGUGGAAGGAAGAUUAUACAUCAACCGAGUCUUUCACAUCAGCGCGGAGAAGAUGUUCCAGCUGCUCUUCACCUCGUCACGUUUCAUACAGGACUUCUUCUCCUCCAGGAAGGUGUUCGAUCUGGAAUUCUCUCCAUGGCAGCUGACGGACGGCGGCAACCAGACCAGGACGCUGACCUACACGAUAACCAUCAAUAACCCGCUGAUCGGGAAGUUCACGUCUGCCACAGACAACCAGACGUGGUACAAAGACGGCCAGGACAAGCAGUUUUACACGGUGGACACGGAGGUCUUCACACAUGACGUUCCGUAUCACGAUUACUUCUACACGCUGAACAAGUACUGUAUUACCCGGACUUCAAAGAGCAAGUGUAGACUGCGCGUCUCCUCCGAUGUGAAGUACCGGAAGCAGCCCUGGGGUCUGAUCAAGACGUUCAUUGAGAGGAACUCGUGGAGCGGGCUGGAGGAUUACUUUAAGCAGUUAGAGUCUGAUCUUCAGGCUGAGGAAACCACAGCGGGUUCCUUACAGGAGAAUAACAAACCGGGCGGCCUCAGGCGGAGGAGGCGGCAGCACAGCCGCAGUACCGGAGAGCACCUGAGCAAACACGGCACAUUGCAUGAUCCCGGAGACACGGGACUGGAUAUGCGACAGGAACACGCAGGAAAAAGAAGAGACGCUGGAAGGAGAAACUCGUUAAUUAUAACCGUAAUGAGCGUAUUGCUGAUCCUGCUGGUCCUGAUGAACAUCACUCUGUUUGUCAAGCUGUCAAAGAUCGAGCAUGCAGCACAGUCCUUCUACCAUAUCCACAGUCCAGGAGACGGGACUAACAGGUUACACUCCAGCCGCGCGGCACGGAGUAAUAAGGGCCCAGGACCUAGACUGAAAGGCGUGCUGCAGGACUCCAUCACUACGCUAGAACAGCUGAAAAGCUCCCUCCUCAUCCUCCAGAAGAGCUUCGAACUCAUGAACAAAUCCAGGGGAGAAGGGGCUUCUGGAAGUUAGCACUGCACACCUUGCGCAGGGGGCGGUGGCUGUCUUAGGAGCGACCACAGGUGACCGAAAGCCUAACCUUUGGCGACAUUGCGACUGUACCUACCUGGCCGUCCAGAGGACCUUUUACUAAACCACAGCAAGGAAAGUUCCGGAGUUUACAGCGCAGUGGGCGGGUGUUUCCUGCGACGCUGCUAGCUUUGUGUCUCCAUUUUCAGCCUGUAACUUAUUUCAGAUUGAAUGUUUUGUGUUUGUUUUGUAUAAUCACUUUGUGUAACUCCCUCAGAUGUCUGUGAGUUAGGAGCUCAGGUUUUACGCCAGUCUAUGCCUUCAUUUUAAUAAAUUAGCGGCUCGUGUUCCCCUUCCCUGAAGGCGGAGGUGGGAGCGGUUUGCCGCGUAAUCUCAGGGUAAUACGUUGGUACCACAAAUUGUCUGUAUGCAGGAAGUUUACCUUUUUAUUCGGAUAGAAUCAGACCUCUUGGAAAAAUAUGUAUAUAUGGCAUUUUGUUCUGACUAAGUCUAUGUGUUAUUUAAAUUAAAUUAAAGAACACCUAUUUUGUAUAGAA
Molecule: messenger RNA, 2632 nt
Organism: Pseudophryne corroboree (corroboree frog)
Lineage: Eukaryota; Metazoa; Chordata; Amphibia; Anura; Myobatrachidae
Gene: GRAMD1C
Product: GRAM domain containing 1C
Exons: 18
Coding region: 81-2078 (665 amino acids)
Biological process (GO): intracellular sterol transport
Cellular component (GO): plasma membrane; endoplasmic reticulum-plasma membrane contact site; endoplasmic reticulum membrane
Molecular function (GO): cholesterol transfer activity; cholesterol binding
Source: RefSeq, a predicted model, not a curated record